AAUAUAAAACAAAUUAAAGUAACUGGUUUAGUUACAUCUAUAGUUAAUUUGUUUGUUUCAUUAAUUGUAUUUAUCUUAUUUAAUUUUAGUAGUAAUAAUUUUCAAUUUGUUCAAGAAUAUCAUAAAGUAAGUAGUUUUGAUUUCUAUCUAGGUGUGGAUGGUAUAUCUAUAUACUUUGUAAUUUUAACUACUAUACUAAUGCCUAUUGCACUGUUAUCUAAUUGA
This is a messenger RNA of Aureobasidium pullulans EXF-150, 225 nucleotides long. RefSeq lists its product as uncharacterized. NCBI's taxonomy places the organism in Eukaryota, Fungi, Ascomycota, Dothideomycetes, Dothideales, Saccotheciaceae. The transcript has a single exon. The annotation marks the transcript as partial. The record is from RefSeq and is a predicted model, not a curated record. Gene Ontology annotation, biological process: ATP synthesis coupled electron transport; electron transport coupled proton transport; aerobic respiration. Gene Ontology annotation, molecular function: NADH dehydrogenase (ubiquinone) activity; ubiquinone binding.